AGAUCACCUAGGGACACAUCCGGAAGAUAAAAUGGUGCUGAUGCGCCGCGUAUCCCGCGCCGGAAACGACUUUUUCCGGCGCGCGGGUCGCUGCGGUUGCGGCAACAUCGAUCGUCGAUGCAUUUCGACGGCUCGAACGCCGUUUCCGGUGCCAAACGGCCAAGGUCGGCCCAGCUUAAUCGCGGGAUGGAUGAUCGCGGCGAUUCACACGCCGAGGACACACGCAGGGUCGGGAUUGGAGAUAGACAAAAUGGACCAGCAGUAUUGUCUACGGUGGAAUAAUCAUCCAGCCAACCUCACUGACGUUCUCAGCUCGCUGCUCGCCAGAGAGGCACUCUGCGAUGUGACCCUGGCUUGUGUCGGAGAGACCUUCAAGGCGCACCAGACCAUACUCUCCGCAUGCAGUCCGUACUUCGAGAGUAUUUUCCUGCAAAACACCCAUCCCCAUCCAAUUAUAUUCCUCAAGGAUGUUAAUGACACGGAAAUGAAGGCGUUGCUGCACUUUAUGUACAAGGGCGAAGUCAAUGUUAGUCAGCAUCUGCUACCGAUGUUCCUUAAAACAGCGGAGGCAUUGCAGAUCAGAGGCCUCACCGAUAAUAGUGUAAAUAACAAGACGGAGGACAAGUGUCCCUCACCAGAUCCAGAAACGCAAACUGGAGUCAGGCAUAGCGAUUCGCCUAACCUUCAGUCUCAUCAUGAAAAGAGGAAAAGAAAGAAUUCAGGCAGCUACGACGUUUCCCUUUCUGGCCCACCUAGCGAAAGAUUCUUGUCCGACUCUCAGACAUCCUCGCAGUGUAGUUACAAAUCAAGUCCUCCUGUGAUUCCAAAGCUAAAUAAUGCCCUGGGAGUUGAGAUGGAAGAUGGUGGUCGACCCAUGUCUCCUGCUUCACAACCGCAGGCUCCUAUUAAACAAGAGGUGGAUCACCAUUUGUCCGACUUCCAUGACAAUAUCUCCCUCCCUGGUCAUCCAGUUGGACUGAUAGGAGAAGAUGGAGGGGCUACGACAGGAGCACUCAGUGAUGGUGUUCAAGGCAUUGAAUCAUCUGAACACCAUAAUCCCCCGGAAAUGCUCGACGGACUUGAUGGAACGACAAGGACUUGCAAAAAAGAAAAGGAUAUAAGUAAAGACAGUCACAAUAAGUUAGGGCACUCGCAGAUCGGUAUGGAAUGCUGUAAGCUGUGCGGCAAGAGCGUAGCCAACAUAAAAAAGCACAUGAAAUCGCACAACCCCGACAAGCACGUAUGUCACAUAUGUAUGAUGUCGUUGACCAGGUCUGACAAUUUGAAAAGGCACAUUAAGUUGAAACAUGGCGCACGGGAGGGCACCUUCGCGUCAUCGUUUCUGCGCAUGGAGCACAAACAUUUUUUAGCAAAAUCCGAGCCGGGUUACUUAACUUAGUAACUCUUGCGUCGCAUAAACACACAGUAUGUCCAUGUGCAAAAUAUAUUAACCGCGGAUAGCGCGAGGAUCUUUGAAUCGAUUAUCUCCUGUCAGGAAUUUCGAUUUCUUAUCGGAAAGGAUACAAUUAAAGUACUAGAAUAACUUAAAUUUUAUCUCCUAUCCAUGAAUACAACGAUCCGCUUCGCGCCAAAGAGAUAGCAAGUUGCAGGAUUGUAUCUUUCGAUAGAUCCGUUCAUCUUUGGAUUUUUUUUUAAAUGAAUCUUUCCUCGGAUGCACGGAUCCUACGAUUCAUGAAUCGUCGCGCACGCAUAUCCUCUACACACAUAAUUUAUUUUUCUAUCAUGUAUAAAGCAUAGCUUUGCGCGCAUGUGUUCUGUGCCAAGAACUAUCAUAUAUUAAUACCAUAUACCAUAUAAAUCUUGUGCCCAUUUCUCAAUUAAUUAGCAUUAAUCGCUACGGUCGAUAUGUCGUACGAAGGGCCCUCCUCGUCGCAUAAGCUGUACGUGACGUUUACAUCGUGUGCGCUUACGUAUUUCUCUCAUUUAGAGUAUUAUUUAAACUAUAAAAUAUAUUUAUUCUUGUGCGUUUUAGCUCUUAAGUAUUUAACUCUAAUGAAUAAGAUGCGGGAAUCUCUUUCUCUUAUCUGAGACAAGCUGAUUCCCUUAGGUAUAGCGGAGUGUUCGUAGAAUCAGUAUAGCUGGAGAUCUCAGUGAAAGUAAUGUCGAGUACAAAAAACUUCAUUCCUGUUCUACCUCCUGCUGAACGUCCGAACAUCAUCAUAUUACUCCGAAAUACGGAAGACGAGUAACGUUCCUUCAAGAUUACAGAUUCUCCCCCGAUCUCGUAAUCGCGUCCUCCCUUUCGUCAUUUCCGUGUCACGCCCGAGUGUUCGCGGACCGUUCCAUGGCUCCGGGAAUCUCGCGGCGUGUAGGAUCUUCCCUUGAAACCUGCGUCCCCGGACGCUAGGACUUUCGAAUUCCUGGAUUUUCGGACUCCAGCAUCUUCGACGACCCGUCUGUAUUACGUCUGCAGACGCGCAGCAAAAAUAUAUGAUCUAAAUGGUAUUACAUACUUUUUUAUACGCACGCGUCGCAAAUGAUUUUGCACCUGUUCUGAUUGUCCUGGGAUCUUCAUUAGAUCGUAUAUGUGUGCGACGUGAUGAUAUGUUUAGCGUUACGUAAAAUUCAACAAUCUCUCUUACAUUAGAACGGUGUGCAAAAAUAAUGGUAAGUCGAGUGAUUUUUUUUUAUUAUUUCGAAAACAGCGCGAUCGAUCUGCCUACAGGAAGAUGAUGCAAAACAUUCUUCGACGCGUGUACGUAAAAAUCUAUAUAUUUAUACGUAUAUUAUAUUUAUAUGACGUAGGUUGUGAAUCACGUCGAAGACUGAUUUCUGUGUGAGCUGUUGCGGCUCAAAAAUAGUCAUGAUGAAACUAGUCCCGCAGGCCCAUAGGCUGUUACGAGAAGAAAAAAAGAGAGAACAGGCUUCUUAAGGAGCUCACUUGUGGUGCCUUUUGCUUAAGUACAAUGAUAAAUCGCUUUUCACGAGAUAAAUAAUCAUAAUACGAUAGUAAUUAUAAUAAGCGAUGCGAUACUUCCCUUAGGCAGUGCAUGGUCAUACGUUCAUAGCCCUUGUACGUCGUUAUGUAACACACCUAUCCUUUUUUUCUCCAUCUGCGUCGUUCUCGUUCGUCAUGGCUCUUUGGAUCAGAAUGGCGUCGAGCCAGUUUUUUUUUUUUUUUUUUACCUAUGUUCUUUCUCUAUUUGCAGAUGCGACACUUUUAGCUCUUGAGCCAUUGAAUUCGCGCCAAUAGCGGGCGUAGAUCGAGCAAGUAUGUUUCCAAGAUUUUUUUUCUAGUAUUUGUAAACUCAAAAUACUGUUUUAGAUAAUCGUCCAUCCUUUUUUGUUCCGCCAAAACUCAUGGACAUAGCUGCUAUCUCACGAAAACCUUUAGCCUUCUCAAAAAUCCGCGAAAAGAACAUUAUGUAGGAUUAGCCGAAGUUUCCACGCAGCUCUACAGGAUUAAGUGUAACAAGGUCGCUCCCGUACUUGCAACAUCUCGCAGUUAUUGAAAUUCUCUGUCCUCGUCGGUUCCCCGAGGGAAUUCCUCGACGGUGUCGCGCUUUUUCGAAACAUUCUCGCGCGACCGGCGCGACGAACUUUUGCUAUCUGUUCUUUCCCGACAAAGCGACACCGCAGUUUCAUGUGGUAACGCGUGUUUUGUUCCUCUUUCCACGCUCACCCACACGCGUUACGCAACAAACAAACGUCGUCUCGUUUCGUCUCUCGUCGAGCGGAUGCGUUCUGGCACCGUCAUGGUUUCCGGAACGGGCAAAAAAUGAAGGCGCAAAACUCUCGGGAGCGUGGAAUUCACUUACAACCGAGCCACUUACUUUGAUUGUGAACAGUAAUCAUAAGACACGGUUUGCCGAGUGAUUCAUUUAUUAACUCGCUCAUUUUUAUUUCUCUUUUGUUAUCGAGGCAUUUCUAGUUCAUUCACCUGGAGUCGGGUCUUUAGUAGGAUGAAGUUUUGGAAAUCUGAUCUUUUAUUCUUAUUACCGUUCUGAGUUCUUAUUACCGUUAAACACUUGGAACUUUAUACGACUAUGUUUUAAUAUGUAUAUUCAAACUUGAAAACUUGAAUUGCUCGAAAUUUUAAGAUGUUUAAAUUCUUAAAUUCUAAUUUCGGCAACUUUACUUUCUCAGAUCUUAAAUUGUAUCCUUCCCGUAAAGUACCAACAUUUUUCGCUAGUCAAAGGUAGACCCGCAUCGAUUGCGCCAAGUGAUAGUAAAAAUUGCAAAAGUUCGGGCUCGCAGAGCUAUGUCAAUGACAUAUCGACUGUUUUUCCGACGUGGCUGUCGGGCUAACGACAAACAAACGUCAUUCCAUGAACGCAACAUGACAUGCGGUCGUACUUGAGAAUCAAACGGAUUGGAAACCAUUGUAAUGUCCCCUUGCCAAAUAGUGACAUAGGUGAUAUGUAUUUCGCAUGUCCGAUAUCAUUUCUUUAAAACAAAUUUUGCCUUUCGCCUUUUGUAUCGUUUAUUUAUUUAUAUUUAUUAUUCUUCCAUUUCUAUUCUUAUCUCGUGCUACAACGUUAUAUUUUCUUUUCAUUCAUCGUCUUAGUUUCUGUUAGAUCAUACGUCGAAAUUGCCUCUUCGGAGAAACGAUCUGUAAAUAUUAAAAGCUUGCACUCUGUAUGCAUCUGCCGUGCCGGAACUCCUCGGUACGUUUGUAUGCGGAAUUUGAUACUCUCGCGUGUAGGAUCUACGAAUGGCACGGAUUCUUGAAUCCGCAAACUCUGUCUCCGUCUCUUCUCUAACAAGGAGGACACGUAGCCGGGGCGACAAUUCGGAUCUGGUAAUAUUAAUCUCCACAAGUUGGCCGUGACGUGCAGCCGUAACGUGGCGGAGCCUGCUGCGCUAUAUCUCGCGCAGGACACGAGAAAUGUCGUGUUUCGGCACGGCACCUCGGUAUCAUAACUUUCCGACCUUUAACGGUGGAAAAUUGUCUCUCUCUUUCUCUCUGGGUGACGUGGUAAAGCGAUGGAUGGAUGAAUGGCGUCGCUGCAUUAGCCCGGGCGGCAGGGUCCAAAUGGAAAUUAGUAUUACGCGAGACUUUCCCUGCCGCAGCAUGGUCAAAGGGCGCUCUCUCUCUCUCUCUCUCUCUCCCUCUUGCUCCACGGUUAAGCGAUAAAAAGCUCAACGGCAUUUUGCAUCCCUCCUGCAAUAGCUCGGUCCAUCGAUCCAUCGUUGCAUCUAAUUAUACAGCCCGCCCUUCAUUACCCUAAUUACUCUCGCAGUAUGUCUUCCGUCCUCGAUUCCAUCGAUCUGUUGCGGUGUUCUUUCUGGUUUUUCCGAUCGGAUAUUUUUAUAAAAUUGUAAACUUUUAUGAAUUUACAAAAACAUAUCUGUUUAGCUAUGUUUAGAUUUAGCGAACAAUUCAUGUGAGAGAACUAUUAGUACUUGUCGUACGUAAUUCGUUGACUAGAGGCUCUUAUCUUAUCUGAAGUUUCAUUACAUUUAUCAUUUUAACGAUCAACAGCGCGCGUCGCGUUCCAACGUUAAUGAUUUUUACCACAACAGUGGGACGCUACUUUAUUUUCGCGAUGCUGUUAAACACAUUUUAUAAUUUACGCGCUCGGGGAAUCACUCUCAAUUAAAAUAUCACGGGCUAUUAAUAAUUCUUCGAUAUUUUCUCGCAAAUCUAUACAAUCUUUACGUCGUAAAUUUUUACUUCGGUUAUCCCACUUAAGUCGUGCAACUUGUGAAGUUCUCCUACUUGGUUUUGUUUCCGACCUGUUUGUUUCUUUUUCCGCUUUAAGCUCCACUUCUCCCCGCUCCCUCGCUCGUUUUCUCUAUUGCGCCUCGAUUCCAUUGUCGCCUCUAAAAUCACUAUCUCGCGGAGUUCUUUCACCGAUACUCGUUCCGUUCACCGCACUUAUUCUUGACCUCGAUCGAUCAUCGAAUAAAGCAGCUCCGUCGGCGAAACGGCGUAUUAUAGCUUUCUUUCUGCUCUCGAGACGUAUCGGUUGUUUAAUAUUCUCAUGCACAGGCGGAAGAGCGAGCGUGGCACUCGUCCGAAGAACGAGGUCCUUUCCCGACGAUAAGCUUCUUACCGGCAUAUCUUCUCGCCCUUAUUACACGAACGCACGUUCGUCUCGCGACAGUUGGAUGUGAGGUGGUGGUGGUGGUGGUGGUGGUGGUGGUUCGAGGAUGAAGGCACAGGAUGGUGUCCUCAAUAAGAGGAUCAGCGGGUGGAGGUGCGCCUCGAUCUGUGCUCCGCUCGCAAAGAGUUUCGUUUCUCGAGCACACGACAAGAGGCUUUUCGUCUUUCGCGCUCGUGCUUACUUUAAACCCCGAUGGUUGGCUUAACCAAUGGAGGAGAAAUCAGAGCCGCCGCUGGCUUCCGCCGAUACGUCCUUGAGAGCUCGCUCGAAGGACUAGAAACUUGGCGCGAAUCUCAUGAAACUCUCCUGAUCGCGUCGGGCCAUUAACUGUGAGAUUUUUAGUUCAAGAGAAACGUUCUUCUAUGGAUAUCUCUAUAAAACAGUCAAAGUUUUAGAGCUUUACUUUGUUCGUAUACCUAUUUUAUUUUUUUAACGACUUACAGCGUGCACCUUUAUUAUAAAUCUCCGAAAAUUUAUCUGCAAAUUUUUUUUCAAUUAUUUCCUUUUUGUAGCUAUAUGAAAAGAACGGUUUUGCUGAAGUAUCUAAAAAACUUUUUUAAUUGAUUCUGUUGAAUUAAUUUUUUGAAUGUUGUAAAAAAGUUUUGACAUUCUAGCAACCAGUUUGAGCGUCCGACAUAAUUAUUUUAAUACUUAAAAAAAAAUUAUUUUUUAAACUGUGUCUAUACACACAGAACCUAGCUAAAUUUUUAAAUCAUAUAGCAAAAUUGUUCUUUCCAUGUAUAUUGUGAUCACAAAAAAACACUUUCCUAUAUAUUUUUAUGUAUGAGCACAUUAUUGUUUUUAUUACAUGUAAUUAUUACAUGUUUUUAUAGACAUGUAAACUCUUUAUGCUGGCACACGCUGAAAAUCUUUGAUGCUUAGAACCAUUCUCUAUGUUAUUAAAUAAUUUAAAUGCAUUUGAUCAUUGUUAGUACCAAAUGUUUAACUGAAUAUGGAAUAUUCUCUUUACGUAUAUCGUGAUAUCCUCGUUAUCGCCAUUUCCGUGCAGUUCAAUCAACCCUCCCUUGUGUCUUAAGUGGUUACAUGUUCGGGUUGUGGUAUUGUCUUCGAACAGACGGUACGUAUUCCACAGAUCUGUAGCACAGCAUAGCUACUGUAUAGCCACUGACAGGAAUACUCGAAAUGAAGUUCCAACGGUCUUACGAGUGGUACUCUGGAAAUCAAUCGUAUCAGGAAAGUUUGUAGCGUCGGAGUUUCGUUGCUCCUCGAAAUUCACGCGACACAAUUUGCAAUAAACGAUUUCAUCGGGACAAUUGAGAAUUAACCACAAUUACGUUAUACAUAGAGUAAGUCAUGCUCCGACUGUUAGAUUACGGACGAAAAAUAAUUCCAUAGGUAAUUUUUUGAUGUACUACCUUUAAAACUUUGGAUUCCGAAAGCGUUGGUUCUCAAAUUUUUUAGAGAUUUUGCAUAGCGUGUUUCUUCAAUUUAAUAAAUAUAGACAGUGUGCAAAAUUACACAGCAACAAACCAUUUUACGUUUUAUCGUGGAAAAAAUACCUUCAGUUUCUCGGCUCAAGUUUAAGUAGAGAUGGAGAGAUUUUGGAAAGAUGCUUUCUCGUUCGAUGGAAAUAUAUGUGUAACGCUCGCGGCAAAUAUUUCCUCGGCAGCCACGUGUGAAUUUAGUGCGGCACCUGGUUCAACGGAAAAUAAGAAAAAAAAGAGGAAAAUAAAAGAGGAAGGUACGAGUCGUUUCUCGCGCAUGAUCGUCAUUCGCUGAGGGAGACACGAAAUCUUGUAGCAAUACCAUACCGAAUGGGCCACUGUGUUGAAUCCACGUACAUAGAUCAUGUGGCUACACUCCUCAGCAUAUAUGCAGUUUAGUCGAACGUACUGGGAGAGAGAGAGAUAUGGAGGAGAGACGCGCACAAUGGAGGGUGGGAAAUACACUCUGUUCUCUCCUGUUCCCGUCGUUGCAUCCCCUCGCCCUCCUCUUCUCCUCCCCGCUCGUCUUCCAGCGGCUGCUGCGUCUCCUCGUCUCUGCCCCUCCUGCAUCCCUCCUCCUUGACGGCUCUUUCUGGCACAGCGCGGUGAUCGAUGCCGGUGUAUGAGAGGGAAUAUCGGGUUCCACACGGCGCGAAGAUUGGGCGUUGUUAGCACGAGCAAUUUUUUAGACUGCGCGUCUUUAAGCAUCUAUAUUCAUAAUCUCUAAGUAUCUACAUUUCUAAUUCGUGUGUUUAGACAGCUACGCGCGUUUUAACGGGACAUUUCUUCGGUGCGUUAUAUUUACGUCAUAUUCUACGGACAAAGUAAAAAAGUGCUGAGCAUUAAUUUUAAUAAAUUUUAUUAUAUAUUAUCUACAUCGGUGUGUGUAAUAAGAUGGGAAGAGAUAAAAGUUUCGCCGAGAUAUACAUUUGGAUUCAUUAUUCAGAAUAUAAACCGGUGUAUACUCCCUUCGCGCGUAUAUCAACGUUGCGGGCCGAAAAAUAGAGACAACUUACGUGCGCAGCGCCCGCUACAAAGUGUGUUAAGCUCCGAAAGGGCUCGCGCCCGUUUCUCUCACUCUCCUCUGCAUAAUAAAUCUCUCCGAGUAUCCCCUCCGCUAUUCUGUCCUUCCCUCAGUCCCCAUUUUCUUUCUGUCUCUUUUGCACACGUACCUCCGCCCUCUGUCCUUUAUCUCGCUCCCUCUUUCUCUCCCUGUUGCAGCAUCGGUCGGCGAUGCUUGGCAGCUGGCUGCCGCGCCGCUCGCCUCCGCCCUUGCUUGCAUCCCUACGAGCUGAGGGAUGCUUGUGCAAGGGAUGAUGGUAGCGGCUGCUAGGUCGAACCCCUAACUUUGUAAAGUUUGUAAAGAGGAUACUGUGGAGUAUCGGAGUGAGAAUUCGAUGACCCUUCCAGUUCCCUUGCUGCCAUCGUAUACAAUUUAUCUACAGAUGCCCAUUAGAGUUUAACGUGAACGCUUGACGAUUAUUUAAAUUUGACUCUUUGACUAGACAGAAUUGUAGCGUGAUGUUGGCCUUUCGGUGAAAUCCUGUUAUUGAAGUAGGUUUGAGAAGAGAAGGAGAGAGAGAGAAAGAGAGAGAGAUAGAGAGACAGAGAGACAAUUAACUUGUCUGGCUAAGUUGCAUGCUUUUUGGAUCGAUGUGGGACGACCGAUAGACGACACGAAGAGCGGGUGCAUCUUGUCAAGUUCCAAUGCGAUUUAAGGCAAUUAAUUCCGGUUCCGGCGAAGAACGAUCUCCUUAUUCAUAACUCGCGCACCUCGUCUCUCGCUGUACGAUCAACAAGAUCGAAUUAGCUCUUCCGAUAAUCUCGCUCGUUCAGCCAGGGCCGGGAAAAUUGGCGUCUCAUUUACGGACGGCUCGCGUUAUACAAACAACGCCCGGGCCACGUAAUUUCCAGCAGAGCCAAACCGCAUCCGCCUCAUUCGUCUUUGUCUUGAGCGUUUGUGCAGGAAUACUUCCACUUCCGACUGGUUCCACUUCCGUGCGACGCCCACCGUCGGCCCGCUAGGUAUUUAAAUACGUUCGUGCCUCGCGAUUUCGAUAUAAAUCAUCAUGCGAACGCGCCUGGCAAGAGCGAGCGAGCGAGCCCCUGCUCGGUGAUUGUAAGGGUUGUGUUACGUCCCCCCCCCCCUUGAUAAAAUCAGUUUCGAAGUCUCGGAAAUAAUCACGCUACGAAUAGACGCUUGCUUGUUACACUUAAUACGCGCAGCCGUCUGUCUUUUCCGAUCCGUCCCUCCUAUCUGCUUUCCAAGUUCUGGCUCUUUCCCUCGAAAGACACGCGGAACUUUAAUCGUGACAUGAAAUAGUAGAAUUUUUAUCUUUUCUAGUAAAUUUAUUUAUUACCUGCAUUUUUCUAGUUUUUACUAUUUUACAAAUUUUUUUAUUAUUUUAAGAUUGUAUUUCAGAAUUUUAUUUAUUUCACGUAUAUCUCGAAGGCUUAUGGUUUUUAAGCAUCUUAAUUUUAUCAUUGUUCUUUUCAAUUUUUUGGGAAUUAACUUUUAUAAAUUUAAAUAUAAUUUACAAUGUACUAACGUAAGAACAAAAAUUGAAAAAGCUGUAAUGUGCUCGAGCAUUUUGUGCUUUUUAUCAUUCGUGCGCGAAACAUCAGAUUGCGAUACACGAAUUGUUAAGAAUAAUCAGAAAUCUUGGCAAAAAUACGGUCUGAUAUGUGCGCUUUUGCAUAUCUUCGGUAUGCGUAAACUGCACAAAGAAAGAGAGUAUACCAGAGUAAAUAAAUAUACAUAUGUAUGUAUAUUGGCAUGCUGGUACGUGCGCCGAAAAUUCGGGCUAUAAAAGUGGAAGCGAUGGGAAAUUUUCGACGAGGACCGACUUUAUCCCGUGGAAAAUCCGGCGCUAAUGCACCGAGAAUUUUUGACGGAAUUCGACAUGAUUUCGGUAGCUUCGACUUUCCACAAAGAGCUAUCGUUAAAGAGCGCACGCUCUAAAACGCGAUGUCGUUUAUGGUGAAAGCAUUUUUGACGACCUUGAAGAGCUAUUUUCGGAGCGGCUUAUUUAAUCGUUCAUCCGAUCUUUCCUUCGUCAAAGCCCUAGUUCUGCAACGUUUUCCAAUUGAUGCAUUACAAAACUCUCGAUCGACAUGACGCAAACAGGAAAUCAUUUAUGCAUACGCUAAUAUAAUUUACAUAAGUUGGCAGUUUGCUCUUUACACGUAGAUUGAUUCGCAUACAAUCGCAGAUAUCAAUAAAAAUGCAACGCGUAAUAAUAGUUUGGUAUCAUCGAUCAACGUCACUCGUACGGGUCGAAUCAAGAUCAUCGUGGCGACGGUCGAAUCAGGAUUGCGCCAUCGAACUUCAUUUCCGGACGUUAAUUUCGCAGUUCGAUAAUAAUCUGUGGCUAUUUUGCAAGCAGGAGAAACAUUGAUAUUGUCGGUAGUACAUCGAUUCCUCCGCUCGAAAGCUAAAAUAUACAUAGUGUCACGCUAUCUGGACACGUUAUCACGCGCAGUCUGCGACAUAUAUCCAUAAUAGUUGGACAUCUCUUCUCGUUCUAAUCAUGCGACAUUGAUCACACGCAAAGUUUGUCAUAGUUCAAAUAUUUUUGGAAGAUUAUCGUUUAUGUUCAAUGUUACUUUAUUAAAAGUACGAAACAGAAAAUAAUCAUUGACUAGACACUAGGAUUCACCGAUUUUAUCUGAAUGUGCUUGAAUCCUUCAUCAUUGUAGAAAAAUUCUGUUACUUGAUCAUCAAAUCUGGAUGGAACUUGGAUUUCCCUCAGACAUUUCAUUGAUCUUUGAUACAAGAUAUCUUCGAGAAAUUGAAUAAUUAUAAAUAAAUGGCAUGAGAAUUAAAUAACAUUCGGUAAAUCGAGGCUAGAGUGCAUCUGUACAUUAAAUUCGCAUCGAACGAUGAGAACUCAAUGCAGAAAACGAUUCGAUUCGCGACAUCGCCUGUGUGUGUGUGUGUGUGCGUGCGUGUGUGUGCGUGUGUGUGUCGUAAAUAUUUAAAUACGACUUUUCGCUGAAUCACGAAUAUUGUUCACGUCAGAACUUACAUUUUUCGUUUUGACAAUCUUGACGAAGAAGGUACUCACGAUAACGAUGCUGUCAGGGCCUACUGCGUUGACCAUCGCGCUUGUUCUGUGAACCUUCAUCCUAUCCCUUUCUCCUUCAUAGAAAAUCGUAUCAUAAAAAUGCCUGCCUAUGCGCCAACGUAGAUUAAUGCAAUUAUCGUAAGUAUUUAAUUAACCACCUUCGAGGCUAAUGUUUGUGUACUUAGAGAAUAGGAUUUUUAUAUGCACGCGCCAAACAAAAUUUUGCGUUACCAAAUUUUUGCGUCGUUUAAUUUUUAACGCACACAGUGAAUUUUUAACUAGAUAUCAUAAUGAAUCAAAGUAUUAUCUUGCAAGAAUUUAUGGAUUGACAUAUUCGGAUAUGAAACGUUCGAAUUUGGAUGUCUUUGAAUCUUUCGAUAUCCGGCUUGUGAAACUAAAUGGCAGAAUUCCAAGAUUUGACUCUUUCUAGCUUCUCGAAUCGUAUCUGUUAUGAUCGACUUCUAUGAUAGAAGUUUCUAUUGAAGCUUCGAUUCUUCUGUUGUAGUUUCAGUACCAAUUUAACAAAGACAAUGAUAUCGGAAAAAUUUUGUUUGACGCGCGUAUCAACUAUUAAGAUUUAAGUGAGUAAACAGAGGUGACGAGAAGUUACCAGAUCAAAUAUUGUAAUAUUUUUGUACCACAAAAAGAGAUUUGUGAAAUAAUAAACAGUGAUUAUUUAAUCUAACCCAUCGCGAAUCACGGUCGUUAUUUUACGCUUUAUCGGUCGGAUACUCUUGCGAUUUGAUAUUCGAAUCCAGUUAUUUUUUUUUGGAGAAAAGGAGCUCGGUUCUGCCAGAAAACCGAAAGAGAGGAUAUGCGCUUUCGUGGUUCAUGUCAGGGAAUGCGAGAGUCUUUCUAUUGUUUUUUCUUCUAACCGCAACAAAAUAAUCCGCGUCAGCGUGUGCGUAAAGAGCACUAUGUUUUACUUUUCCUCCGGACAAAGGGGACAGAUUCUCGUUUACUUGGAGUUUAUUCUUGAAAUUUAUCAUUUUCCGACACACAGGUGCUUUGCCUUUGCCAUUUUCAAUCCUACUUUAUCUUUUUUAUUCGUACUGUCUCUCUCUCUCUCUCUCUCUCUUUAAUUUCUCAUUUCUCUUUUCUUUCUUUCUUUCUGGUCUAGCUCUUACGUUUCGGCCUUAUCUAAAUUUAUGCGAAUCGCGAAACAAUCGUAACAACUGAUGCACCUUCGCUCCUUCAUAAGAAACGUAUUCUAAUUCGGUGUUUUUCAACCUCUGUUCUAUUGAAAAAUCUGAUUCCAAUAAAAAAAUUCGCGUGCGAUUAUAUUUUUAAAACCUUUUAUAUAAUCUCUUCUAUUUUUAAUUGAAAUGAAAAUCUCAAGCAAGUAGCAGCAACACAAGGUGUUCGAGAAAGGAAUGUACGAGUAGCUGAGUUUGUUUUGGGCGUUUUGCGAGAUAAUUGUGGCAUAAAUAAUUAUGCAUCGCGAGUUUGUACAGUAUCUAUCAUAUUACGUGUUUUAUUGAAAUCAAGAUCAAAGGGAUUACCUACCGUAAUUUUGUGCGGAAGAGGUAUAUCGAUAACAGAAGAACUUGAAAUUGAUUGGUAGAUCUUAUUUCUUUUAAAUCCCACGUUCUCCGCUCUGUCGAAAUAGUUUGAUAAUUAAAUUCCGAAUGCUAAUUAACUCUCUCUGAGCUAUUGAUAUGCAACUUCCGCGAUUGGAUCUCUCUAUGACGUGCCAUCGAUUCCUCGUGCAUCUCGAGGCAUUUCUAUCGCGCAGAAAGGGUUGAAAAACACUGUUUCUAACCGAAUCUAACCGAGGCUACUGCACUAACAAAAGAGACAAAAAAUGCACAUGUAUAUCUAAAAAUAAUCUCUCCCAACCUUGUGUAUAUGUAUAAUAAAAAAGCGGCCGUGUACAAAGCCUUUUUUUUACAGCGUCGACGGGACGUCGUUGCCGCGGCUGCAUUCCGCGAGCACUCGUCACGGAAACUCGGAAAAGUGGAAAUAAAAAAGUAGUGCGGGGGCGAUCGGGUUUCAUUGAAAAUCGAACGGUUGCCGGGACCGACGAAAGUUUUUUCACUCGUCUGUGCCUCCUCCUCGUUCUCCCCUUCCUCAUUCCCUUGGUCUCCGUUGUGUUUCGCGAACCCUUUCUUGGCCUCGGUCCUCUCAUCGAUCGGAAGCACGGAGUGACCUUUCACCUUCUUUCUCCGCCGCCCCCGCGUCGUCACGCGAAUAUUAUUUAAAUCGCGCAUUAAUCGGGAACGGAAGCUAGCGUGAAUGCAGCCGAUCGAUACGACGAUACACCGCGGCGGCAAUCGGCUUGUUGAGGGGGGUAGACAGCGAUUUUAACUCUUUGUGGCACUCACCAUUUUCCCCGAGUAGCUGCGUAUAAGGUGACGCUUGUAAACACAGGGUAAUCGGGGGAGACACGUCCGAAUGCACUGUAAUUUUGCGUAGGCAACGUGUAAAUACAAUGCGCGAAUAUUCUUUAGUUUUCUACGAUAUAGGGAGACUUUUUCUGUACGACUAAUUCUUUAGUUUGUAGUAACAGAAAAACCGAGUAGUAAAAAGCUAACGGUAAUAAUUAAUAAUUUUCUAUACAUGGAAUAUAAAAUUAAGGUAAUUUAUAAAAUUGUACAGUUUCACCUUUCGCGCAAGCUACGAUUAAUAUGCGAUUAAUAUUACUUGUACAGUUAUUGCUGUGAAUUUAAUCAUAAAACUUUUUCCGGUGGUUUCUUGUAUUUUUACCUUAAAAUGUGCUUCGCUUCGCACGUUGCUGACUUUGCAGCAAAAUAAAGUGGCACGUGACGGGUAACCAUCGCGAAAAUAAGGCGGUUUGCAAGGGGUUAACACGCGAUAUCAUGCUUGGGGGUAUCGUCAGAAUGGAGUCUCUUGUUGAAGUUCAGUUAGCCUAUUCGGAUCUCGCCCCGACAAGAAUAAACAGCAUUCUAUAGGGUGUUCUGUAGUGUUGCAUGCAACAUAUUUCUUUGAGAAUUGAAGAGAAUAUUUUAGUGAAAAUUUUCUAACUUUAUUUACAUGUUUUUAAACACAAAUGAGGAUUUGAAGAUUCUAAGCUAAAGAUGCAGGGAAACUUCAAAAUCUAAAGAUCUAAACAUAAAUGUAAACGCAAGCCGAUAACGGCGGACAUUAAAUAUUUCCAUGUACUGAAAUAAAAUUUUUAUAUUGAUUUUUAUACUAUGUAGGCAUUUUUCUUUCUCUUACACCCUAUAUUUUCAUUAUGAUUGUCGGUGGAUAUGCCGGGUACGUGCAAAUACGUUAAGUGAGGCACGUAAAAACGAAUAUUGAUCAGUCCGAAUGGCGUCGCGAGCUUUCAGGGACUCCAUUUUUCCAGAUCACGGAGCACCUCGAGUGUCAUUUCUCUGUCGCCUGUUCAGGAAUAAAUCACUUUCGACUCAGUCCGCGUCUCUUUGUAAAAAUGAAUUAAAAUAGUUUUAUUCAUACUUUGAAGUGAAUAUAAUGUCAGUAUUCUUUAACGUCAGCUUUAUCUUAUAUAUUGUUUCAGACUUUUAUCUUUAAGGACUUUGCAUCCGCUUUCCUUUCGGCUGUAUGCAUUUCCUUAAAAAUACAUUUCGGUCUCCUAACUCUGAGAAUAUUUGUGCUCGUCUUUUCUCUGUUUUCGAUUCAUAUACGAGUACAACACUUAUUUUCGUUCUCGUUAUUAAGCAGAACGGGUAGAUUGCUCGUUUUAACAAGAGAGCGUAAUAUUAGCAGAGAGAGCUCUGACGGUUCUGAGGACUGCGGGCUUGAAGAGAGGGAUUUGACGUUCUGAGGUGUUCUAUGCGUCUCGGCGACAGAGGGAUUUCACGCCAUUAUUGGGUUUAUGUACAACGCAGCGCGCGCAUACGCGAGCAGUCGGGAACACCGCACCGCUCCUCGCAGAGUGCUCCAUUACAUUUCAGGUCUAUCUCUUCCGUUUGAGAUUUCGGUGCCGGGCACUCGCUACUUCGGGACAGACAGAACCAUUUGGUGCCCUUGAAUAAUACAACGACCUCGUUUUCGCUCGUGCAUUAGGAUAUGGGAGUAUAAUUGUUUCGGUCGUCUAGCGCAUACGUAUCGUUUUAAUAAUUAAUUAGCCCGACCGGCGUAAUGUCGGACAUGCGGUGCACCGCCUAAUUUCUUGGACGUCUCGUGGAAAUUGUAAUCUGUCUGUGGUGAACGUAUUUACUUUGUCUUGCUGAAGAAACGCCGUGGAUAAGGAAAUAAAAACAGAAAUUUGAUUAGUUUUGUAGCGAAUGUAGGUCGACGAUAUUUAAAAAAAAUUUUUUUUUAUUUAUACGAGGUUGACAUAUCAGUUGUUCGUAGCAUGUUUUAUCAAGCACUCGAGGGAUCAACGCGAUACCGGGAGAAAAACCUUUACGGUUAGCUCGCUUUGCUUUUACGCACAAAACUUGUACGCCCGUUUUACGCUUUCUCUCUAAUUAAUCGCACUGGUUUGGAGUUUGGAUCGAUGUUUAACGAGGACUUACGUGUCUGACGCUUUAAUCGCACGUUCUCGUCGUAUGCCUCGAGCAUCUCGCAUUUCAAUCGCGUCGAGAGGCAAGUGUUUGCACUUCGUUCGAAGACGCGCGGUGUACAUCUUCGACGCAUCGCGGCCCCGUUACUGGGUGCACCCUUAACAGAUAUUUUGCAUGUUCUUCGUAUCGAACGACAGUGGCAUAUCAGAAAACUGACUACAUUUCCAACGAUUAGAUUACUGCGUGAAAUAAUUUCUUGACACAGAGGCAGAGAAUGGGAAAAAAUAUUUAAAAAAGGACAGAAAUGGAUAAUACAACUGUUGCGAUACAUUUUGGUUUGUUUUUUAUGUUGAAACGUGAACUUCUCAGUUGUGAUAUUUUAGUUAAUAUUAUUAUUUAAUAAGAAAUUUGACAAAAAUUUUCGCUAUUUCCGGAUAUAUCGUAAGCCACUUUUUUGUCGUUUUACGAAGGCAGUGCAAAAUUCGUGUUAAAUAAACGAGAGCGGCGGCGUUGCUCGCUUAACUUACCAACCCGAAGCGUUGCUUAAUUUAAUAUUUAUUCCUUCGUUAUAGCCGCGUUUUUUUUUUUAUAUCAGAUAUUUGUGAAAAUAGCCUGUAAGAGCUCGCGCCUCUUACAAAGUGAAAUUCCAUGUUUUUAAAUACAAAAUUAUUAAGCGCGCCUUUCGCGCACAGGGAGAAAGAAAGAGAGGAAGAACGUCUCUCGAGAGCAACGAAGUUAUUUAGUACAUGAGCUCGCGCGACUCAAUUUAUUUAAAUUUAUUUAAGCGAUACAAUGUCUUGCAAUACAUAAAGAGCAGCGACGCCUCAAAGGGAAUGCCGCGGUAACGAGUAAUCGAUUUUUCAAAAAUCAAAGGCGCCGGUUAUUUCGUGAAAUAUAAUGACAUCCUUAUCAGCUAAUAUAAGCUACUUUCCUAUAUAAUAGGCUAACGUAAUACUCUUCCUUCACUGUACGUCAAUUUUCGCGAAUAUAUCACUUUAUCCGAUUACGGAAAGCGAUAUUUCAAAUUAUUGCGCUGGUACUUUUCUCAUGGUGACAAGGAGGGAUUUUUUUAAUUUUUAUUAUUUACGUUUUGUAAAAUAUUUUUUCUCGCGUUCUGUCUGUCUCGUAACUCGAUUCAACGCGCGUUCAGGCUGUAACACAUUUACAAUUGUAUACAUACACAGUACAAUUCGCGAGAAAGAGGGGAGGAUUUUUAAGAUAAAGAAAAGAAACGUAGAGAGAUAGGGAAGCAAGCGACUAAAAAGAACUCAGGAACGACGAACGCGCGAAAUUAACGAGAGUGAGAUCGAGAUCGGAGGAUCCAAGGAUACGGAGGGAUCUUAUUUGCAUCUGCGAGGAGUUAAAUGUCCGACGACUCCCAGAGGACUCAAGACCUCGGGGAUCUUAGAAUCCGAGGAUUCGAGAAGCCGAGUAUCUGUAGGUUCAAGAUUCCGAAGAUCGAAUGUCUCAAGAUCCUAGGACUCGAUGAUCUAGAGAUCUCUGAAUUUCCAAGAAUUCGAGAAUCCAAAGAUUCAAAGACCCGGAGAUCCCGUCCGCAGUUCUGGAAUCCGUGGAUUCGAGGAUUUGACUUGAUCCUGGAAUCCGAGAGACUUCCACGAAGUCGAAUGCCUCACCCGAGUAUCCAAGGAUCCGGCGACCCUCGAAAAAAGAGCCAAACCAAAAAGUAUCCAAGUAACCACAAAGCGAAAGCAGCACUGAAACGGCAUAGAAAUAACAGUAACGUAAUCAGAGUAACAUGACGAAAAAGUCAGAUAAUAAGAACGGAAAA
Molecule: messenger RNA, 17805 nt
Organism: Monomorium pharaonis (pharaoh ant)
Lineage: Eukaryota; Metazoa; Arthropoda; Insecta; Hymenoptera; Formicidae
Product: sex determination protein fruitless
Exons: 5
Coding region: 32-1399 (455 amino acids)
Biological process (GO): regulation of transcription by RNA polymerase II
Cellular component (GO): nucleus
Molecular function (GO): protein binding; DNA binding
Source: RefSeq, a predicted model, not a curated record